Drosophila serrata is the source of this 2627-nucleotide messenger RNA. It is a transcript of the gene byn, whose product is annotated as T-domain transcriptional activator brachyenteron. The record is from RefSeq and is a predicted model, not a curated record. Gene Ontology annotation, biological process: regulation of transcription by RNA polymerase II; cell fate specification; positive regulation of DNA-templated transcription. Gene Ontology annotation, molecular function: DNA-binding transcription factor activity, RNA polymerase II-specific; RNA polymerase II cis-regulatory region sequence-specific DNA binding. Lineage: Eukaryota; Metazoa; Arthropoda; Insecta; Diptera; Drosophilidae. Gene Ontology annotation, cellular component: chromatin; nucleus.
GCAAACACACACGAUCGGCGGCAGUGAAUAACUCCACGGAACUCGGAUUCGAAUCGAAAAAAACUCAAAAAAGCGAAACGAUACACAAGGGAUAAACUCACGCGCUUCCUUUUCGCACCUUAAAAAUCACAUUCAUUAAAUUCAUUAUUCGACAGUGUAAAUCGUUCUCAGAUCCACAACCAAUUCAAGUGAUCCUUUGAGACAAUUGUGAAUACAAAAGUGCAGUCUUUUGGGAGUGUUUUAAGCCAAACUAAAAUCUGAAAUUUAAUUUAAUCCAAGACUACAAGAAUCUCUUCCACUGGAUUAUAUCGAGAGCGCCGAGUUGCGGCGGGGAAAAGCUUUCCAAAUAUCUGACAUGACCACAUCGCACAUCUUGUCCGCCGUGGAUCCAACAACCGGACUCAGUGGCAAUGUGUCAGGCGGCGGAGGAGGAGGAGCAGGUGGUGGUGGUGGCGCUGCCAAUGGGGGCAGUGGCUCACCGCAGCAUGUGACCCACAAUGGACACGGACAUGGACAUGGCCACGGUUUGGGUGGCGUGGCUGCGGGCGGCAGUGCCAGCGGAUCCACCGGCCACCGGGUCGUGGGUGGUGCCAGCAGUCCCAGCGAAUUGGAUCGCAACCUCCGCGUCUCACUGGACGACCGGGAAUUGUGGCUACGGUUCCAGAACCUCACCAACGAGAUGAUCGUCACCAAAAAUGGCAGACGCAUGUUUCCCGUGGUAAAGAUCAGCGCCUCAGGUCUGGAUCCCGCCGCCAUGUACACGGUGCUGCUGGAGUUUGUCCAGGUGGACACACACCGCUGGAAAUACGUCAACGGGGAAUGGGUUCCUGGUGGCAAGGCUGAAGUUCCACCCUCAAAUCCCAUCUAUGUUCACCCCGAGUCGCCCAACUUUGGUGCCCAUUGGAUGAAGGAGCCCAUUUCCUUUGCCAAAGUUAAGCUGACCAACAAGACCAACGGCAAUGGACAGAUAAUGCUCAACUCUCUGCACAAGUAUGAGCCGCGAGUGCAUCUAGUCCGCGUGGGUUCCGAGCAGCGACAUGUCGUGACCUAUCCCUUUCCGGAAACGCAGUUCAUUGCGGUGACAGCCUACCAGAACGAGGAGGUCACCUCGCUCAAGAUCAAGUAUAAUCCAUUUGCAAAGGCCUUCCUCGAUGCCAAGGAGCGUCCGGACACAUUAUAUCCACAUGACACUCACUAUGGCUGGCUAAUACCUCCGCCCACGCACUAUACCACCGCUGCUGCUGCUGCUGCCGUGGCUGCUCCUCCGCCCCCACUGCCCAUUGCCCAGAGUCACGGACUGGUGGGAUCAUGUCCCAGUGUGUCCUCUGGAGCCUCAGUGGGUUCCUCGACGGGAGCCACUUGCGACCGAUACGGACGCUCACUAUCUGGACGUAGUGCGGCGCCCACUCGCAGUACUCCCUACAGCCGACCCCGUGUCGUUUCCGGUUCGGGAUCUAAUGGAAGUGUUGGCAAUGCCUCCUCCACAUCUCCUCAACCGCCGUCGGCCCCACAGACACCGACCAGCCUGCACUCCUCAUCGACGGGAUCGGUGAGCACCAGUGUGAGCAGCAGCAGUGGCAGCACAGGUGGCAUCGGAUCAGCAGCCAGCUCCGGCUGCUUCAGCAGUUCCUACUCGCAGUCCGGCUUCAUGCCGGUGGAGGCCAGUACCACGGCCUCGGUAUUCUCGUAUCCUAGUAGCUGGCAGAGCAAUGGCAACUAUUGGAAUGCCACAAGCGUGCCAGGACCGAUGCCCAUGAAUGUGUGCAGUGGUCGCAAUAUCUCCUCCCACAACUCACCGUCACCCACGAACGGAUCGCCCAGCUACACAACCUCCUCGCCCAGCUAUACUAUCCACCACCUGACGCCGCAUAGCCACCAGUACAACAUGGCCCAGACGGACAUCUAUGGCACGGGAGUGGGCGUUGGAGCCGGUGUCGGAGCUUCGGGAUCUCCUCAAGCGGCUUAUGGAGCGGCGGCUCAUCAGGUGUACCAUCCCACGCCCACCUCACCCACCCAUCAGCUGUACACGAAUGCCGUGCUGAAUGCUCCCUCGGCCUUGAGUUAUCCUGCAAGUGGAUGGCACAAUGGUUCUGGGGCAGAGUAUGGACUAUACCAGAAUGCAGCGGCCGCGUACUACCAGCCGGAGUAUAUUCCCCUGGAGAUCGGCUACACCGCCCACCCGCUGGAGCCUGUAGAUGUGUCCAAGACGCUGGAUGAUCCACAGGCCGCCAUGUACAAGCCGAGCGACGAACAGAGCUCAAUUGUCACUCUGGAAUGUGCCAGUUCUGGUUUGAAGAUAGCCCACAAUGACAUCAAGAUCGAGACACCGACGCUGGACCACUCGGUGGAGCGUGGAGCGGUUUCCGGUGCUGUCCUGGGUGGCUCAGUGCCCACCGCUGUAGUGACCGGAGCGGCAACCGUUAGUGCCGACACCUGGACACCUCUCACACCACCCCAGAGCACGCUGCAGUGAUUGGAUCGAAAGGAUCAGUACCCCCUCCUACCAGCCCUUAGACGCAUGACCCCCUGGAUGUUCGAUCAUAUUAGACUUAAAACCUGUAUGUUAGUAACGCUAUCAGUAAUGCACUCCUAAACGCAAUAUCGCAAUUAUCGUAGAAUUAACUAUA